GCCAUGCCGACUACGGGAGAGAACAUCUUCCUCUUUGUUCCAAAUCUGAUAGGCUAUACACGAACCAUACUCGCUGUUGUCUCGCUAUACUUCAUGCCUGUCCAUCCUCGCCGAUGCAGCGCUCUUUACGUAGCGUCAUGCCUUCUCGACGCGCUAGACGGCUAUGCCGCUCGCAGACUCAAUCAAGGCACCAAGUUCGGCGCUGUCCUCGACAUGGUGACUGAUCGAUGUACAACAACUUGUCUCCUCGUCUUCUUGGCAACCGCUAUGCCGAGGUGGGCUAUGGUGUUUCAGUUGCUCAUCAGUCUUGACUUGGCAAGUCAUUACAUGCAUAUGUAUGCUACGUUGAGUAUGGGGGAACAAAGUCACAAAAUAGUUGAUGCUAGGAGAAGCUGGCUACUGCAUCUCUACUACUCAAAUAUCGCUGUCCUAUUCACACUCUGUGCAAUGAAUGAGCUCUUCUUUGUCGCUUUAUACCUCCUC
This is a messenger RNA of Aureobasidium subglaciale EXF-2481, 483 nucleotides long. RefSeq lists its product as uncharacterized. The transcript is spliced from 3 exons. Gene Ontology annotation, cellular component: Golgi apparatus; membrane. NCBI's taxonomy places the organism in Eukaryota, Fungi, Ascomycota, Dothideomycetes, Dothideales, Saccotheciaceae. Gene Ontology annotation, biological process: phosphatidylinositol biosynthetic process. The annotation marks the transcript as partial. Gene Ontology annotation, molecular function: CDP-diacylglycerol-inositol 3-phosphatidyltransferase activity. The record is from RefSeq and is a predicted model, not a curated record.